Messenger RNA from Musca domestica (house fly), 5870 nucleotides. Its product is annotated as GATA zinc finger domain-containing protein 14. Gene Ontology annotation, biological process: regulation of translational initiation. Gene Ontology annotation, molecular function: translation activator activity. Lineage: Eukaryota; Metazoa; Arthropoda; Insecta; Diptera; Muscidae. The transcript has 3 exons. The coding region runs from base 576 to 3020 and encodes 814 amino acids. The record is from RefSeq and is a predicted model, not a curated record.
CGACUUUGAUGUUCGUGUGUCAAUCGACGCCGAUAAUUUUGCAUUCUUCAAGAUUUUUUCGGGCAAAAUUUCUCACGAAAGGAAGGAAUAUUGCAUUUGCUUUUAUUUUUUCUUUCAAAAGAAUUUGUUAAAGAAAAUCCGUGUUUAUUUAAGUGUUAAGUGUUGUGAUUGUGCUAAACGAGAGAAAACGGUUUUGUCAACGAAUUUUGACAGUAUUUCACAACAGAAACGCCAAAAGAACGGAGAGCAACAGCAACAACAAGAAGAAAAGCAAAGCAUUCAACGUCUAAGACGCAUUUUUGUCUCCCCCUUAAUGUUUUGUAUAUAUCUUUAUUAGACUUCAAGGAAUAAAAAUUACAUUUUACCCUAAUAAAACAUUCAAAUUGGAUUUGAAACCAUUUUGAACACCAAGUUUGGCAGCGUAUUUUACAUCAUAAUUGGUAAAUUGCAGCAAUAAAAUUAGCAAUUAACGCUUUCAAGAUACUGCCACAAAGCAAAAUUUCUUUUGCGUCGGCCAAGACAAAGGAAACGGAUAAGGUUUGCGUCCCCAAACAACAUCUGGAACACGUUUCACUAUGGCUAACAUGAUUGGCAACAAUAACAAUCCGAACGCUUUAAACAACAGUAACAGCAUGCCGUUGGCGGCGGGAUCCAAUCCGAAUGCAAACUCAGCGGUAGGAGGCCACAGUGUGGGUGGCGGCAUAUCAAGUCUUCGUGAAAUCAGUGAUUAUCUGCUACCUAAUGGUGGUAUGAUAAAUUUGGCGCCGGGUCAGUGCCCUUAUGAUCAUAUCAUUGAAAUGAUACGAGGUCUAGAUCUCGACGAUGAUGGCAUUACAAUGAAUCACAAGAUCAAAUCUAUAGAGACCGAUUUCUGUAAUAUGGUCCAAGAUGAGAAUAUGCUUUGUGAAUCAAUGGCCUAUAUUAAUGACAAAGCUCUAGAGGAUGGAGAAACUGCACUAAAAUUUGCACUAUUAUUUGCCUCACGCAAUUUUGAUGUCUUGGCCAUGAAAGAGACCAAGGUGCGUACGGCCAUGUUAACGCUUUUACAAAAGAAUUUCGUCAAUUCUGAAACAUAUCGCUUGUACGAUCGUGAGCGUUUGUAUAAUUCAAUAAUACUUUUGGGUGAAUACUAUCAUCGAGUGCGCCUGGCUGACAAUGCUCCGAUCACAAUUUUGGGCGAAUCACUGCUGACCCUUUUGAUUCGGGAAAUAAGUGAGGAGAAAAAUGUCAAUAACGUUAAGUUGGUCAAAUUAAUAUUGUCACAAAUUACCUUAAAUGGUGGCCUUUUGCGCAACUUGCACAAUGCAGAUUUAUCACAACUUUUAUAUCUCAUACGGAAGAACUUGAUUGAACAGCCGAAUCUUAAGCCGAACGUUAAAGCCAUUAUGUUAAUGACUUUAGAUUUAUUUUAUAGCAAUUUUGAGAGUCUCGGUUCACAGCUGGAGGGCAUGUAUUCAAAAUAUCUAAUAAUGGAAGAUGACGACGAUCCGGAAGAUAUGGGUAACAAUAAUCAAAACUUGUCAUCACCUGCUCAACAACAACAACAACAACAGUCUCCAUAUAACACCUGCCCCACAACAACAAAUACCCAACGCCAAGGCUAUAGAAAUGAAACGUGUAACAAUUACGAUGAAGUUCCCCUACCAUCCUCUUCAAACAACACCAGCUAUGAAAAUGGUGAUUCAGGAAAUGUAAAUGAUAACACCGAAGAGGAUCAUGAUAACUACAAGCGGUGGAAUGAUCAGGAGUGUGGAGAUUCUUUGGAAGAGUGUGACAUAAAUGUGGGUAAUAGUGGCGGCGUUGCAGGACGUGGCGUUGGUCCAUACAGCAGAAAUGAUGAUCGAGAUCAGUUGCAUUCGUCCAAUAGUCGCCAUGAAAAUGACCCUGACAGAGAAAGUCGUAAUUCAAGGCGAUCAUAUCAACCAAGACAGUCGCCAAGGCCCUUGAAUCAGAACUAUAGUCGACAAAAUGAAAAUCAACAUCAAAGUGCAAGGGAUUCUCAGAAUAGCGGUAAUGAGGAACGUGAUGAAUCAAAACCUUUGCCUCGUUGGCGUGCACCUCGUUUCAAUCGCGACGACCAACACAAAGAUAAUCGCAGCCGCAAUGUGCAACGGCGAUUCAGUGGCAGUUUCGAUGAUGACCGCCAAAGUGUACGCAGUGACGGUGGCAGUAUCCGUUUGUAUAGUAUAAACGAUCGUCUCAAACAUGCUCAAGAGAAAAUCGAACGUUCGGGCAAUGCAAGCACUUACAGCGGCAUUGCAAACUCCAACUGGGAUCGUCAGUCGCAGCGAGAUGAUCGCAGUGAACGUUCAUAUAUGAGCAAUUAUGAACGGGGCAAUAACCAUCGUCGUGGUGGCCGGCAUUAUAAUCAGCGGCCAAUGUACGAUAAACCACCACGUUUCCAAAAGAACAAAGGUGGGGCCAACAAUGCGCAUAGUGGUGCUGGCGAUAAAAAUCAGUCGGAUACUUGGAGACGUUCUAAUAGCAAUCUUAAGUACUAUGAUGAGAAUUCACAGUACAACAACACAAAUGGCCCAGAAUCGAACAGUCGUAGCUCAUCGCGGGCCCGCACAUUGCCAAGACCUGCAAAAUCGAGAAUGGAUGGCGGAGGUGCUGGUGGCAAUUCAUACCGACGCAGUCAAAGUCCCAACAGCUACCAGGGUGGACGUGGUGGCGGUGGAAACCACCACAAUAGCCAUAAUCAUCACAAUAAAAACAGAACACGCCACUUUGGCCAAAGAUACAGUAGUCAAAGUAGUUUAGCCAGCGAAGCGUCCAGUACAUUUGAUCGCCAUACGCAGCAUCAUAGAAAUCGCUCAUUCUCAAGACGUAAUCCAUCUUCUGCCAUGCAACAAUCCGAACAGCCACCCCAACAACAACAAACACAACAUAUCCCGCCACCACCGCGCAAGGAGAAAGAGAACGAGGAUGAUUGGACAGACAAUGAGGCGACAAACAGCGAAUUGGUACGUAAUGCCCGCCAAACAACCGAUUAUAUGAAUUACUUAUCAUCAAAAUAAUAUGUUUGGUGUAAAUUAUUAUUAACAAAUACACAUAGUAAACAAAAGACGUUAUCUAAACGUACAAGGGAAUAAUGUAAAAAAAUGUGUGUGUGUGUGUUCGUACAAUUCCCGCCUAAAAUGUAAUGCAUAUGUUGUAUUUUUUUUUAAUUGCAUCUUUAAUGUUUCAUACAAUAUACAUAUAUAUAUUUCUUUUUUUUUUUUUUUUUGUUAUAAGAGAAUGUAUGUAGAUUGUUUUAAGUAACAUUACAUUUAUAUUUAACAGUAUCCCCUUUGGAAUGUUUUAUAUUUUGGUGAUAUAAUUGAUCAAUUACAUUUACGUUUCUUUUUCAUAGAUUCUUUCUUGAAUUUGUAACUGCUCUGUAUCUAUAUCUAAAUAUUUUUAUGUAUGUGUUUGUCAAUUGUUUUGUUAUAGAUUUCACAUUUUGUUUUAGAACCAAUACUUUUGUAUUUUAUCAAACAUUUUUACAGACAUUCAGAGGAAUGUAUACCACUAUCGCUUUGUUCUAUAUUACCUUUUUUCCGUAGAUAUCCCUCUUUAGAUAUUUUCAUAUUUUCUGAAAACCUUAUAUUUUGAAGUUGACUUUUUUUGAAAGCUUGCUAUGUAGAGAUGGCUCGAUAGAGAAGUUCAGGAACAAGUUUAUACCUAUGUUAUUAAAUUCAAUAUCUGUGCAUGAGUACAUUUAAAUGUGUGUAUAUAUUUUAUACAGAUACUCUCUAGCAUACCCGAGGAAACUCUUCUAUUUAUAGAAAAACUGUAGAAAUUCUUUUAUCUUCAGAAAACAUGUAGUAUAAAUUAGAUAUGGAAUGUAUUCCAUGAAAGAAAUAUUGCGGUGGGAUCAAUUGUAACCCUCAGAUUGCUGUAGCGAACAGUCCUCAGAAAGGCACCAGUCAAAGAUUACUUUCAUAGAGAUAAGCAUGUGAAAGGACCUUAUAUCUAUGGAAUAUAUGUAUACUCCAGCUAUAAAAUAAUUUAGAGAAUCUUUAGAGGCGAGAAGUCAUAAGGAAGGCAGCAGUCAAAGAGAACUUCCAUAGAGAUUAUCAUGUGAAAGGACCUUGUAUCUAUGGUAUAUAUGUAUAUUUUAGCUAUAAAAUAAUUUAGGGAAUCUUUAGAGGACAUUCUCUUAUUGGAGAUCGUGGAGGACCUGUGGCAGAUAUAUUGUUUCUUUAAAUCUUGGAAUUUUACACACUAAGAUAAAAUUUGGUAGACAUUUUAUGCAUACACACCUGUGGAAGGCAAAGCAACUGCCGAAGCCCAAAGACAUUUAGAAGAUACUUUUUUAAAUACCUUCUAUUUGCAGAAGACCCGUAGUAAUAAUUUUUAUAUACGAGCCUCUGGGGAAGAGAUAUCUACAGCAGAUCCGUGCAAGUCUUAGGACGAAUUAUGGAAAGUAUUUUUAACACAGACUUGUAUAUCCUCCACUUACAGAAGACUCGAUGUGGAAAAUCUCCUAUCCAUAAAGAACAUGAUAAGCAUAUUGCCUUUAUGUGAGCAUUGGAAUCUGUAGGAACCAAUCAACAGAAAUCCUACGAAAAAAUUUUUUACAUCCGAUUUUAUAUAAAUUUUGCAAUAUUUGUAUCAGUGCGAAAAUUGCAAUAUCGGUCCACUCUUUCUAGUACAUCCAACACGACGUGUCAGCUUUUUGAAACCCCAUAACCCUCAGGAAAUGCAAAAUGAGUAUCGACUCUUUUCAAACUUGUUACAUCCCAAUAUUUCUACCAAAACAAGAUUUGAUGUGAAGAUGGGGAAGAUCGGAACACGACGCUUUUUAAAAGUAAAAUAGGACUCCGAUUGUUUUUAAAUUUCGCUAGUUACAAUAUUUCUGCCAACUCUACAUCUUGAAUUAAUAUAUGAUAGAUCGCACCACUUCUUCUGGUAUCUCUCCCAUAACGGGCCAGAACUUUGAAUACCCAUAACCCUUAUGCUUCAAUGCAAAAUGAGCAUCCGAUUCUUUUCAAACUUGUCACAUCCCAAUAUUUUUAACGAGACAAGAUCUGGAUUGAUAAUUGGGAAGAUCGGACCACGCUUUCGAAUAAUUCCCCUACAAAUGGUAAACAUUUGGAAUUGUCUUCGAUUGUCUUCAAAAUUUGCAUGUUCCAAUAUUUCUACUAACUGUAAGAAGACCGGGAUAGAUCUGACAACUCCUUCUGGUACAUCCCCCAUAAAGGGUCAACUUUGAAUAAUUUCAGUCUUCUAAAAUGCGAAAAUAUUCCUCAGUACUAAUCAUAGAUAGCACAUUUCAAUUUAGUGUAAAGAUCGCAAAAUAGCAAAAAAAAUAUACAUAAAUAAAUGAUCAUAUGCUGAGGGUAUAUAUUUGUCGACUGACAGACCGACACUUUUUAACUUCCUAUUGUCCUUUUAAAAAAGAAAAAUAUUUCGAGAAAAUAUUUCGAUCUGAAAUAGAUCUAUUAAACGUGUCAUAUCUAAAAAAGUUGAAACGUCUUCCUGAAAUCUUAUAGACCUCUGUCGGGUUUUUCCUUCACUAUUUAUAUGGAACUUUUAAUCCUUCCGGAAAAUAAGAACACUUGAAACUUUCUGUAGCAUUACUUUUUAAUGUAUGUUCCAUACAUUUUAAUUGUCUGAAAACACAUUUCUAAACCAAUGUUGCAUGAACUAUAAGAAAACAAUAAUGAUGUUGUAUACGCUAAUGAAGAAGGUUGCAUGUAAUGUACAUUGUUUGUUAAAUUCAAUUCAAUAUUUAUUUAUAUAAACAUAUUUUUAUAAUAUUUCUAGUGAAUGUUUAUUUAGGAACCAAACUAGUUUCUUAAUUUAAAGGACGUUGUUGAAAUAAUAAUUAUUUAUGUAUUUUUUCGCCAACAAAUCACAACAGAUUCCAUGAAGAAAUAUUU